This is a messenger RNA of Ictidomys tridecemlineatus (thirteen-lined ground squirrel), 4062 nucleotides long. NCBI's taxonomy places the organism in Eukaryota, Metazoa, Chordata, Mammalia, Rodentia, Sciuridae. The record is from RefSeq and is a predicted model, not a curated record.
UGGCCUGUGAGUACGGCAUGGUGCAUGUGCUUCCGGAGAGUGGGACCCCCAAAGGCAAGGACUACUGCAUCCUCUACAACCCCCAGUGGGCCCACCUGCCGCAGGACCUCAGCAAGGCGGUGAGUGCCGCUGCCUGAGGCCCUCCACCCCCAGCUGGGGUGUCGUUGGCCUCUUUCAUGCCGUGGCCACUCUUCCUGCAGCAGUUUGUGGAAAAGCCAAGUCAGCAGAGGCAGGAUGCAGACCCUGGGCAUGGGUUGCCUGCCACUGGAGCCUCCGUGAGCCCCUCUGGGCCUCAGUCUCCCUGGUCGUAAAUGAGAGCUGUCCAGAGGCCUGCUGGGAGAUGGGCCUUUCUGCUGCUCUGGGCAUGGCCAGGACAGGGUCAGGGUCCUAGGCCUGAUGGGAGAUGGGGGGACCCGGACACAGGCGUGCCUCUCUGCCUGCGUUUCCUCAUGGCUUUGCUCCUAGCCACGCCCUGCGCCGCGCAUGGAUCGCACCUCAAGCACACGUCUCCCUCUCAGCGGCCAUCUCUCCCCUCGGAACAGAUCUGUCCUCCAAGCGUGGCCACCUCUGUGUGUGUGUGAGCUGUGGGUGUGCGUAUGCGUGUGCCACAAGCUUCGGGAUGUGCCUGCAGGUGGGCGUGGGCGUGAACGGGUUGAGCGCCCAGCUGUGUGCACUGUGGGCUCAGGUUUGUGUGUGCGCAGUGUGUGCUGUGAGCGUCCUGUCCCUUCCACAAACCAGCUGGUGUGGGCUGCCCAGGCUGGGCAGUCUCUGGGUGCCAGGCGCCGCCUGCACAUGGCAGGACCUGAAGGUCUGGCAGCCUGAGUCGGGAGGGCAGCUGCUUUGCCAGGAAUGCAGAGAAGGGGGCUGCGUGGGCCACAGGGGGCACCCGUCCCCGGCCUGGGGUCCCCCAAGGCCACCGGAGAUGCAGGGAGAUCCUCUGCCUGCAGUGCACAGUGGCAGCAGCUGGCUCUGGGCAGACUCGGGCGCGGCCUGGGCUUCAGGUGGCAGACCUAGGGCUUCAGCCUUCUGCUGUGCCUCUGGGAAGCCCCGCCAGGCCCUGUUGUCCCCAGAAGAACUCUUGGAGAACCCAGUGUGUCCCUCCUGCGGCCCUCUGUCACAGCGCGGCUGGGCCCUGGGAAGCCUGGGUGGGGCAGGCGAAAGCUACCCUCCUGUUGGAUGCGUAGUGGGGUCUCGGGCCGCCCCCCCCUGGCAGCUCAGGGCCUCGUCCGCCCUCAGUCUCUCCUGCAGCUGCGCAACUGGACGGCCUCGCUGCUGUGCUCCCCGAGCGACCUCCCUGCCAGCGGCUUCAGCAGCCAGAUCCCACUGGUGGCCCGCGGGAACUGCACCUUCUAUGAGAAGGUGCGGCUGGCCCAGGGCAGCGGGGCGCGCGGGCUGCUCAUCGUCAGCAAGGAGAAGCUGGUUCCCCCAGGAGGCAACAAGACACAGUACGAGGAGAUUGGCAUCCCCGUGGCCCUCCUCAGCCACAGGGACAUGCUGGACAUCUUCAGGAGCUUCGGCCAAGCAGUGCGGGUGGCGCUGUACGCACCCAGUGAGCCGGUGCUGGACUACAACAUGGUCAUCAUCUUCAUCAUGGCCGUGGGCACCGUAGCCAUCGGGGGCUACUGGGCCGGGAGCCGGGACGUGAGAAAAAGGUACAUGAAACACAAGCGGGACGACGGGCCCGAGAAGCAGGAGGAGGCGGCGGUGGACGUGACGCCCGUCAUGAUCGGCGUGUUCGUGGUCAUGUGCUGCUCCAUGCUGGUGCUGCUCUACCACUUCUACGACCACCUGGUCUAUGCCAUCAUCGGGAUCUUCUGCCUGGCCUCCUCCACCGGCCUCUACAGCUGCCUGGCCCCCUGCGUGCGCCGGCUGCCCUUCUGCGAGUGCAGGGUCCCCGACAACAGCCUGCCCUACUUCCACAAGCGCCCGCAGGCCCGCAUGCUGCUCCUGGCUCUCCUCUGCAUCGCCGUCAGCGUGGUGUGGGGCGUCUUCCGCAACGAGGACCAGUGGGCGUGGGUCCUGCAGGACACGCUGGGUGUGGCCUUCUGCCUCUACAUGCUCAGGACUGUCCGCCUCCCCACGUUCAAGGCCUGCACGCUGCUGCUGCUGGUGCUCUUCGUCUACGACGUCUUCUUCGUCUUCGUCACGCCCUUCCUGACCAAGAGCGGGAACAGCAUCAUGGUGGAGGUGGCCACUGGGCCCUCGGACUCGGCCACUCGUGAGAAGCUGCCCAUGGUCCUGAAGGUGCCCAGGCUGAAUGCCUCGCCACUGGCCCUGUGUGACCGGCCCUUCUCCCUCCUGGGCUUUGGAGAUAUCCUGGUGCCAGGGCUGCUGGUGGCCUACUGCCACAGGUUCGACAUCCAGGCACAGUCCUCCCGGGUCUACUUUGUGGCCUGCACCGUGGCCUAUGGCAUUGGCCUCCUGGUGACGUUCGUGGCACUGGCACUCAUGCAGCGUGGCCAGCCCGCCCUCCUCUACCUGGUGCCCUGCACUCUGGUGACGAGCUGCCUGGUGGCGCUGUGGCGCCGGGAGCUGGGCGCCUUCUGGACGGGCAGCGGCUUUGCGAAAGACCUACCUCAGACCCAGUGGGCACCGGCUCCUGCCGACUGUCCACAGCCUCCGAAGGACUCAGACGCCCCGCUGUCCCCACAGUCUGCCAGCCAAGAACCAGUCAGGUCCCCUGUGCCCCCUGAGAAGCCCCAGGAACCGUCCACACCUGAGGAGACGGGGGCAGCAGCCCCUGCCCAGGAGCCCCAGACCCCGGACAGCAGCACCCCAGAAUCCACGGGCCUGGCCCAGCCCAGCCCCACAGCCCAGCCGGGGACCUUGGCCUAGGGAGAAGGUGCGCGCUCUGGACCCUGGCGGCCGCCACGUCACGUCAAGAUGCUGGGGCUGCCCGUGUCUGCAGCAGACGUGGGUGCCACCGCCCCCUGGACAAGGCCUGUGCCGGGCCCCUCUCCUACAUGGUGCUCAGUGCCCGGCGAGGUUCCCGCGGCCCCCCGCCUGCCCCCGCUGCAGCCGCACCCCGGCCCUCUCCAGCGGCUCUGCCUGCUUGGCUGCCCUGCCUGCCAGCCCUGCAGUCUUCCUUUGGGUCCUCCUCCUGGUUCCACGAGGGUUGCUUGUGCUCUCUGGAGCCCAGUGGGCGCUGCCCAGGUCCCUGCGUUUGGUGCUUCCCUCCUGCUGCCCGGGGCCCUCCCUACAGGACUGCUUUGACUGGCUGACUCCUGAGACCCCUGGACCAGGUGCCGGGAGCCGUGGCCCCCGGGGCAGGAAGCAGCCGCAUCCAGGGGCUCCAGCCGAGGCCCGAGGGACAGGGGCCUGAGGGCGGGGCCCAUGGGGUUGGGGUGGUGAGCCAGGCUUGGGUGAAGGCAGCGGUCCCCAGCAGGGCCCUCAGCCGGUGGCAUGCGAGUCUGCCCCAUGGAGCAGGCCGGGCACCAGCGUCCUGGAGCUGGGGAGUGGGACUGGCCAAGGGCCCAGUCUUCACGGGUCAUGUGGCAGCGUGGCACCUGGCACCUCCUCUGUGGAGGGGCUUCUGGAAGGUGCGAGGGUGACCCAGAGCUGGCCUUCUGCCCUCUACCUCAUCGACUGACAGGGGCCUGAGCUGGAGCUGGCCCAGGUGUGGCCGCUGGACCUGCGUCUCGCUGCACGUCCCCACCGCAGGCCAGGAAGGCGAGGAGCCUGGCGUCCUGCAGCCUGCACGCGUGCCCACGCGGCCCCUGCCCAGGGCAGAUGGGCCGGCACUGCAGACGGCGAGCGCGUCUGCCUCCAGGGAGAGGACGAGGGUGGCCCCCCCUGAAAGCCCCCGCCGCGCCUCUCCGCCUCUCGGCCACUGCUGUCCUGGAGGGGCGGGCUUGGCCAAGAGCAGCGGCUCCCUGGACGCCGAGGUGCUGGGCGGGACCCCGGGGCAGGCGGCCGCAUCUGCACUCAGACUGCACCCUGAGCCGCCCGGGGCGGGUCAGGGCCACGUGCUCAGGCCGGGGUGGACCAGGUGGACUUCCCAGGCAAGCGCCACUCAGGGUGGCCUUGCUUCUGUUGACUGAGGAUUAAACGUCGCUUUUGGUA